Bufo bufo (common toad) is the source of this 6217-nucleotide messenger RNA. It is a transcript of the gene MCF2, whose product is annotated as MCF.2 cell line derived transforming sequence. The record is from RefSeq and is a predicted model, not a curated record. The transcript has 31 exons. Gene Ontology annotation, molecular function: guanyl-nucleotide exchange factor activity; protein binding. Gene Ontology annotation, biological process: intracellular signal transduction; dendrite development. NCBI's taxonomy places the organism in Eukaryota, Metazoa, Chordata, Amphibia, Anura, Bufonidae. Gene Ontology annotation, cellular component: cytoplasm. Bases 469 to 3876 code for a protein of 1135 amino acids.
CAUUAACACUGAUGUGAUCAACUUGCAUGCACUCAUAUAGCUGCUGCUGCUGCUGUCACAUUCUUUGCUGGUGAAGGCUUGGUACUGGAUGUAGGUGGAGGGUCUUGGAAGACGGGUUGAUCGCUGGACGAGGACAUCUGCAUGUGUCUUGGUUGACAGAGUGUGGAUUAUUUUUUUAUCAGGCAGAUCUGCAGUCUCACUGCACCUUGGUGGAUGGGAUGUGCUCAGAGCUGUUUUGUCGGAUGCCCAUCAGAAGCUCAUACACUGAUGUGUGACCCUUGCUGAAGCUCGCUUGAUUUCUAUUUGGGACAGGUACCACAAGUGGAAAGUUGUCCUAGGAUUCCCACCCUUGAUCACAUCACUUUAGAGGUCCAUCCAUGAGAUAUUGCAGUAUGACAUGGGGGCAUUCUUACACUGACCCUGCGCCCACCUGGUGCCACACUGCAUCCUCAUUGAGCUAGGAUUGAGAUGGCAUCCCUGCAGACUAUCAGGAUAUCGGCUAUGGAAAUGGAGAAGUAUUACAGUCUUCAGCAGGCAGUGUCUCUUCUGUACACAUUGCUGGAAAAGACUACAGCUCCCGUCUGUGCAAAGGACAUCAAUGAUCUGUUGAUGAAAGAAUUUGCCUUUCUGUCAGGUGGCCGGGGAAAGGAUAACGACUGGAUCAUCACACUUCCUGAGCAUGCCACAUUCAAUGACGUUCCGGAGAACGUACUGGAGACCGUGCUGACAUAUUUAACCUCCAUUCCAAGUAAAGAAGAAGAUGACAUUAAAUUCAUUGUUAUAUUGGACAGAAGACUGGACACAUGGACGUCUGUAAAAUUAACACUUCAGAAAUUAUCGCAUUCAUUUCCUGGGAGCCUUCAUCUAGUUCUGGUCUUAAGGCCUUCAGGAUUUUUUCAGCGGACUUUCACUGACAUUGGAUUUCGCUUCAGCCAGGAGGACUUUAUACUAAAGCUUCCGGUGGUUAUGCUCAGUUCUGCAUCAGAUUUACUUAAGUACAUCGAUGAAACACAACUAACAACAGAAUUUGGGGGAACACUUGAAUAUCGGCAUCGCGAUUGGGUUGUCUACAGAACGCAGGCCAUUGAGGGCUUUGCCUUGACAGUGAAGGAAAUUGCUCAGAUGCUGCAGGCCUUCGGUACUGAACUGGCUGAGACCGAAUUACCGAGCGACGUCUAUUCAAUUGAGCACAUUUUAGCAAACCGCACUGAAAAAUACUGCCAAUUGAAGAAAGACAUUACCUCCGUAACAAAAGAAGGGGGCUUACUGCUGGACAGUUUUGAAAGACCAAGCACAAGUUUAAUUACAGAACAGCAAACCUGUGGAAAACACGGAGAUUGGGAAACUGUGAACAGGUACAACACAUAUCCAUCUAUAGGGAUAACACAUCAGUUAUACUCAUUGGAGAAGUUGCUGGCACAGUUACAUGAGAUGGAAAGCGCUUUUGAUGGGUUUUGGGAGAAACACCAGCUAAAAAUGGAGCAAUACUUAGAACUACUCAAGUUUGAACAGAAUUUCCAAGAGCUGAAGAAUGCUACUGACUUUUUGAUGGCACAACAAACUGGUGUUCCUGAUACAGGAGACAAUAUAUCUGACGUCAAGCAGGGACUGGUGGAGUUGAGUAACCUUGAAGAAAGGUCUAAGGAAUUAAUGGGAAGGUCGCAAAGGGUGAUUUUACAUGGACACCAGCUUGCGGCAAAUCAUCAUUACGCACUUAACCUAAUCUGCCAGCAAUGCAACGAGCUAAGGCAUGCAUCAGACAUCUUGUCUGAGGAGAUUAGAAAGAAGCUUGCUCGUCUUUCCACUACACACGAACUACUUGUCCAGCUACAGGAGGCUCUCGAUAGUUGUGAUAAAGGUGCCUACUUUCUAGCUAACCAGCAAAUGGACAAGUGCCAGUCAAGGGACGGGGCUCAGAGGGCUUUACAAGAUGUUGAGAAGUUUCUAGACAGCUCUGCAUUGGAUUUAAGUUUUGAUCCACAGUCCUUACAGUAUGAUUAUGAGUCCAUUCUGACAGAAGAGUUGAAGGCUCAAAUUCAAGCUGUUCAUGUCAAGAUUGGGAACAUCAGAGACCUGUUUGAAAACCGACAAAGUUGCCUUAAGAAAUUGGCUGAUAAGCAAGUGCGGCCGAUCCAGUUAGUAGCUCCUCGUCCCGAGAAUCCCCCUAGAGCUAAAUCGCCUCUUUUUUCUCCAAAACAUGGACGUAUGGAUUUCAAUUCAAGUCUGAAGUUUUCAUUUGACUUAACAUUACCUGGGAAAAGGACCACAAGAAAAAUGCAGACUUCACGAAAGAUUGAAGUGAUGCAUGACUAUCAAGAGAAGAGAAACUCGUUGCAAUUUUAUAUAUCAGAAAGCGAAGACAGUUUGGAUAUACUUAAAGGUCAUGUAAUCCAUGAACUAGUAGAAACUGAGAGGAUUUACGUGGAAGAGCUUUACACAAUUUUAUUGGGAUACAGAUCUGAGAUGGAAAACCCAGAAAUGUCCCAUUUCCUGCCACUAACCUUGAGGAACACAAAAAAUAUUCUGUUUGGAAAUAUGCCAGAGAUCUAUGAAUUUCAUAAUAAAGUUUUUCUUGGUAGCCUUGAAAGCUGCAUCGGAGCACCAGUUAGAGUUGGGUAUUGUUUCUUAGAAAGGAGAGAAGAUUUCCAGAUGUAUGAAAAGUAUUGUCAGAAUAAGCCCCGCUCUGAUUCUCUCUGGCGUCAGUUUUCAGACAGUGCAUUCUUUCAGGAAUGCCAGAAAAAACUGGAGCACAAACUUGCACUGGACUCUUAUCUUUUGAAACCAAUACAACGCCUUACAAAAUACCAGCUGCUUUUAAAGGAGUUACUGAAGUAUAGUAUUCAUUCAGAGGGAGUCCAAGAACUCCAGGAAGCUUUGGUUUCUAUGCUGGAUCUAUUAAAAUCAGUCAAUGACUCCAUGCAUCAGAUUGCUAUUACAGGGUAUAAUGGAGAUAUAAAUGAUCUGGGUCGUAUAUUGAUGCAAGGUUCUUUUAGUGUGUGGAUCACUCAUAAAAAAGGACCUACAAAGAUGAAGGAACUUGCCCGCUUUAAGCCAAUGCAGAGACAUCUCUUUCUCUAUGAAAGGGCAAUAGUGUUCUGCAAAAGAAGAGAAGAACAUAGCGAUGGACAUGACAAAACUCCAUCCUACAGUUUCAAGCACUUCCUAAAGAUGAAUGCUGUCGGCAUAACCGAAAAUGUUAAGGGUGAUAAUCGCAAGUUUGAAAUUUGGUACAGUGGCCGAGAAGAAGUUUAUGUUGUGCAGGCCCAGACAGGAGAUCAUAAGGCAGCGUGGUUGAAUGAAAUACGGAAGAUACUGACCAGACAGCGAGAACUUAUAAAAGUAGAGAAACGGAAGCAAAAUUCCUUUUCAGACCAAGUUGUUCUAACACCACAAAUGAAUGAGGGGAAAUUACAAAGGGCUUCGGUCAGUUCAGAAGAAAAUGACUCAGAAAAUUCCAGUUCUAUACUGGAGGGUCUAAACGUCUCCCCUCAACAUAAACCGCACAAAGGGUGGCAUGGAAUGUCACAGUCCUUAGAAAUCUGUGAAGGUCUUGAAGGGUGGUCAAGUCAUCAUUGUUCUUGUCCUUGUUCAGACACAGAAGAGGAGGACGCAAUUCAGUUGUCUCCUGGUAAAUACAAGGCACAGGCUGACUGCAAGAAGAGAGGAUCUGAGGAUGUACUGGUGAAAAAUGGAGAUGUCAUUCAACUUUUACAGGAAGAUACCGAGGGACAGUGGCUGGUAAAGAAUCUGAACAGAAAAAAAGAAGGAUGGAUUCAUGGAAACAAUUUACAGAUUAUCAUUGGUGAAUGUAGGAUGCGGGCAUCCAAACUAACAGAUGCUGCUCUAUGUAACACAAGGAAGUUAAGCUCACCUUGAAACCCCAUGUAAAUAUGAAUAAUACACAGAUCCAUGGAUGCUGCUGAAACGCUGUUUUUAAAGGCACUGUUUUCAUGGAUGCUGCUGAAACACUGUUGUCAGAAGCACUGAUUUCCAUGGAUGCUGCUGAAACGCUGUUGUGAGGAGCACUGUUACAUGUUAAUGUCACCACCAAUCUUAUCCUACAACAUCGUCUGUGACCACCUUCUAAAGCUCACAUACCCUUUUCACGUGGACAAAAGACACUUUUAACAGCCUCAUUUUGUAAAACUGUUGUUGUACAUUGGAAAAUUCCAUUUUUACCAUGCUCCUUAGCACCAUUAGUUUAUUUUACAUCUUGGCUAAUGAAAUGUUUUUAACUCAAUGUAAAUAUGUAAGUGUUGACAUUUGUAGAAACUCCAUUCCAUGCUCUAUCUAUACAUGUUUUACCGUUUUUGUGUAAAACGUCUGCACUUUAUUCAUCUUGACUCUAUAGGGGAAGAUUUAUAAAACUGUAUAAAAUAAAAAAUCUUUAUUGCCCAUAGCAACCACUCAGAUCUCAGCUUUAAUUUUUCAAGAGCACUAUAAGAAAUUAAAGCAGUGUUGUGAUUGGUUGACAGUUCUAUCCUUUAGACAGUUUUCAUAACUCUCCCCAAUGUGAUGAGGCUUCUCAUGAGACAAUAGCUUGAUGUAGGCCUUCUUAAUAUGAACUGGACUGGUUGAUCUUGAACAUUCUACAUUUUUGCCACCACCUGCUUUAUGGUGUAAUGUGACAAAUUGCAAUAAAAAAAAUAUCUUGUUCUUCCUUAAUGUGGAAUAAUUAAGUUUUUCAAUUAUUAAUUGGUUAGGGUUUAAAUAAUUUUUAGGUGUAUCAGUAUUAUUAUUAUAGUGUUUGUGUAUGGAUAAGUGUCAUUCUACUCUUGCUGAGAAGAACUCUGUCCACCAAAGUAGAAGAAUGUACCUGUAUAUUUGUCAUCCUAAAAAAAUAAGUUUAUUUCAGUUAUUCUGUUCAUUUAUGUAUGUAUUUCUCAUUUUCUGUGUUAUUCUACAGAUCAAGUUGCACUUUAAGGGGUUGUCCCAUGAUUAAUGUAAAAAACAUGAAAAUCAGACAUCAUAUAGUACAUAACAAAGGUAGAACCAGCCCUGUACCUCACAUGGAUUUACAGUUCUUCCCAUUCUUUGGUCCAGUUGCUCGGUUUGAUUUCUUUCAAGCUGGCAGCUCAGGAGGCGUGUACUUUCUAAGGGGACAUGUCCAUUCGGCUGCAUCUCUCUCCUUAUCACAGCUCAGGCAGCAUGUCCUUUCAGCUACAGCUCUCUCCCUGUAACAGUCUCAGAUUCUAACAGUAGAUCCAGCUGAGGGCAGUUGAGGAAUGGAAUUGAGCAUUUGCAAAAACCUCAGUGAGGUGGACAAAGAAAUAAGAAAAAGUACAAACAGCAGGUGGUGCUAUACAGAAAUACUUUAUUGAAUAAUUUAGUAGCUUUACUAAACUUUUAAUUACAUCUAAUUACAAAAGUUUUCAGGUCCAGAUGCUGGUUUCAAAAAUGUAGAUUUUUUUUUUCAUGGGAUAACCCCUUUAUUGAUGUAAAAAUAUUGAUCUGGGAUCAGAUAGUGUAUAUAGACCAGCUUGAGGUAUAUAUCUACAGUUCUCAGCAGUGCUGGAGCUGUUCUUGUGGUUUUUGAAGUAUUGCUGGCAAAUAAUACAUACAACACAGUGGAAAAGCCAGCAACAGGGAGAAUACAAGGUACACUUCAUGGGAAUGGAGGGCAGCCAGUGAUAUGCAAUCUGUGUUGACAUUGGAUUACAUGGAACUGAUUAGUAUAUUUACUGAUAUUCCUCUUUUAGGGGACAAUUAAUGGUACAUUAUCUACAUAAAGCACAAAGUGUAGGACUAUCUUUAAGGGGCACAACAUGUGACACAAUAGAUGGCGCUAUUUACAGGGGCACCAGCACAUGCCACUAAUUUCAGGGGGCACAGUAUGUAGCAAAAAUUUUAUGGGGACUGUGUGUAAUGGUUUAUGGCUAGGGAAUACAAUUAUAUUCAGGAGUUAAAAUAUGUGGCACAAUUAUAUUCAAGGGCACAGUGUGUGGCGGUAUAUUCAUGGUGAUAGUAUCAGAUGCCAUUAUAUUGAGGGGCACAAUGUGUGGCACCCUGAUGAUUUUGUGUUAGUAUAGGUCAAGGUUAUCUGGUUGGGAAACUCUGCAGAGACAGGUCAUGUCCAGGAAAAGUCAUCAUGGUGGUCUUGACAGGAUAGAGAAGAAAAGGCAGGAGAACAACUUCAAGCAGAGAAGACAUCACCUGUGAGUCAGUGAAUGUAAAUGUUUAUUCUUCUUCUGACUAAUCAGUAAUAGAUUCACUGCAU